Molecule: messenger RNA, 794 nt
Organism: Sphaeramia orbicularis (orbiculate cardinalfish)
Lineage: Eukaryota; Metazoa; Chordata; Actinopteri; Kurtiformes; Apogonidae
Product: beta-crystallin A4-like
Biological process (GO): lens development in camera-type eye; visual perception
Molecular function (GO): structural constituent of eye lens
Source: RefSeq, a predicted model, not a curated record
CUGAGCCGGGGCUUUCAGCAUGGCCCCUUGCCAGGGGAGGCUUUAAAAGGGUGGGGGCGCGUGGCUCCUCUCACUCUCACGGCAGGACAACCCAAGGGAAUCAAAGCAAGGCAAGAUGACUCACCAUUGCACCAAGUUCUCCGGCCACUGGAAGAUCAUUGUCUUUGAUGAGGAGUGCUUCCAGGGCCGUCGCCAUGAGUUCACCUCUGAGUGCUGCAACGUGAUGGAGUUUGGCUUUGAGUCUGUGCGCUCCCUCAGGGUGGAGAGUGGAGCCUGGGUGGGUUAUGAGCAUGCCUCCUACCAGGGACAGCAGUUCGUGCUGGAGAGGGGAGAGUACCCCCAGUGUGAUGCUUUUGGAGGUAGCAAUGCCUAUCACAUUGAGAGAAUGACUUCCUUCAGGCCCAUUGCCUGUGCUAACCACAGAGAGUGUCGUAUGACUAUCUACGAGCGUGAGAACUUCAUGGGCCGUAAGGGUGAGCUUAGCGACGAUUAUCCCUCCCUCCAGGCCAUGGGCUGGUGCAACAAUGAAGUUGGCUCUUUCAGGAUCCAGUCUGGAGCAUUCGUGUGCUACCAGUACCCUGGUUAUCGUGGAUACCAGUAUAUCAUGGAGUGUGAUCGUCAUGUGGAGUACAAACACUUCAGGGAGUUUGGCUCCCACUGCCAGACCCCUCAGAUCCAGUCCAUCCGCCGUAUUCAGCAGUAACAACUUAUCCAAACCCUUUCUCCCAUGUGACCCUUCACCUUUGACCCUUGCUUCUUCCCAGUGCUGAAUAAACUGUCUUUCUUAAACCCUA